GAAAGGUAAUAUCAGCCAAACGAACGGUCCACAAUCCAUCUUGACAUUAUCAACAACAAUCAACUAAAUCAACGGCAAAAACUAGAAGGACCAUACUAACUCCAAUGCACUGCGUUGCAUAGGAUACACUCAACCAGAAUACUAAGCGGUCCCUUUAGGAGCUGAUAUCACUGAGAGCGAACCAAAAGAGAGAGAGAAAGGAAAGAGUAGCGUUGAAACCUCACAGUCACCGGACUGUUCGCAAGCAUUAGCUCUUUACUUAGGGUAUGGAUUCAGAAGGGAAUGGGGAACAUGACACAUUGCCGCCUCCCCCACCUGUGUCACCAAAUGUUGUUCCGAUUCGGGCUGAGCCAGAACCACAGCAGCUCAAGAAGAAGCCAUUGCGCACCCCUAUUCCCAGAAAGGGUUUUGGUUCCAAGGGGCAAAAGAUACCUCUUCUUACUAAUCACUUCAAAGUGAAUGUCUCUGCUGUUGAUGGCCACUUUUAUCACUAUAGUAUCGCAAUUACUUUUGAAGAUGGCCGCCCUGUUGAUGGAAAGGGUGUGGGUAGGAAAGUUAUGGAAAAGGUGCAUGAGACUUAUAGUAGUGAGUUGGGUGGUAAAAACUUUGCUUACGAUGGUGAGAAGAGCCUGUUCACUGUUGGUGCUUUACCAAGCAACAAAGUUGACUAUGAUGUUGUGCUUGAGGACAUUUCAUCAAAUAGGAACAAUGGCAAUGCAAGCCCAGAUCACUUGGAUAGUGUCAAUGAGAAUGAUAGGAAGAGAUUAAGGCGGCCAUACCGAUCCAAGACCUACAGAGUUCAGAUAAGUUUUGCUGCUAAAAUUCCAAUGCAGGCUAUUGGAAAUGCUCUCCGUGGCCAGGAGUCGGAAAACUCACAGGAAGCCUUGAGGGUUCUGGAUAUCAUUCUGAGGCAGCAUGCAGCUAAACAAGGAUGCCUCCUUGUUCGUCAAUCUUUCUUCCACAACGAUCCAAAGAACUUUGCGGAUAUUGGAGGUGGUGUCCUUGGCUGCAGAGGGUUCCAUUCAAGUUUUAGAACCACUCAAGGAGGCUUGUCUCUGAAUAUUGAUGUGUCCACUACCAUGAUAAUUCAACCUGGUCCUGUGGUGGAUUUUCUGAUUGCCAACCAGAAUGUUAAGGAUCCAUAUUCACUUGAUUGGGCAAAGGCUAAACGUAUCCUCAAGAAUCUAAGGAUUACAGCAAGUCCAUCAAAUCAAGAGUACAAGAUUACUGGAUUGAGUGAGAAAUCCUGCAGAGAACAAAUGUUUGAAUUGAAGCAAAAAAAUGCAAAGGAGAAUGGUGAAGCCGAGAUACUUGAAGUCACUGUUUAUGAUUACUUUGUUAACUAUCGCAAGAUAGAUCUGCGAUAUUCUGCCGAUCUGCCAUGUAUUAAUGUUGGGAAGCCCAAGCGCCCAACCUAUAUUCCUCUUGAGCUCUGUUCAUUGGUGUCUCUGCAACGUUACACCAAAGCCCUUAACACACUUCAAAGAGCUUCACUAGUGGAGAAGUCAAGGCAGAAGCCACCUGAAAGGAUGAGUGUACUAUCCAACGCUUUGAGAAACAGCAAUUAUGAUUCUGAGCCGUUGCUUCGUUCAAGUGGGGUCUCAAUCAGUUCUAACUUUACUCUAGUGGAAGGUCGUGUUCUGCAGGCUCCAAGGUUGAAAUUUGGCAAUGGGGAAGAUUUCUCUCCUCGGAAUGGGCGAUGGAACUUGAACAACAAGAAAUUAGUAGAGCCAACUAAGAUUGAAAGAUGGGCUGUUGCAAAUUUCUCGGCACGAUGUGAUACUCGUAACCUAGUUCGGGAGUUGAUCAAAUGUGGACAAAUGAAAGGAAUUCACAUAGAUGAUCCCUUUGAUGUGUUUGAAGAAAACCCUCAGUUUAGGCGGGCCCCAGCUGUGGUGAGGGUGGAGAAAAUGUUUGAUGAGAUUCAGUCUAGGCUUCCUGGAGCUCCACAGUUCCUCCUUUGCUUACUUCCUGAGAGAAAAAAUUCAGAUAUUUAUGGUCCAUGGAAGCGAAAGAAUCUUGCUGAAUAUGGUAUAGUCACCCAGUGUAUUGCUCCAACAAGGGUUAAUGAUCAGUAUCUCACAAAUGUUCUUAUGAAGAUCAAUGCAAAGCUUGGUGGACUGAAUUCAUUGCUGUCAAUUGAACGCUCUCCUGCAAUGCCAAUGAUAUCCAAAGUUCCGACCAUCAUUCUUGGAAUGGAUGUCUCACAUGGCUCUCCUGGCCAGUCUGACAUACCAUCAAUUGCUGCGGUUGUCAGCUCAAGGCAGUGGCCAUUGAUUUCCCGUUAUAGGGCAUCUGUACGCACACAGUCACCUAAGGUUGAAAUGAUUGACUCCCUAUUCAAGAAAGUGUCUGACAAGGAAGAUGAGGGCAUUGUUAGGGAAUUGCUGCUGGAUUUCUACACAAGUUCUGGGAAAAGAAAGCCAGAUCAGAUAAUCAUAUUCAGGGAUGGUGUUAGCGAAUCACAAUUCAAUCAAGUUCUUAAUGUUGAACUUGAUCAAAUUAUUGAGGCAUGCAAGUUCCUGGAUGAAAACUGGUCUCCAAAGUUUUUGGUGAUUGUUGCCCAGAAGAACCAUCACACAAAAUUUUUCCAACAGGGAGCUCCUGAUAAUGUUCCACCUGGAACGGUUAUAGACAACAAAAUUUGUCACCCCCGGAACAAUGACUUCUAUCUCUGUGCACAUGCUGGAAUGAUUGGAACUACGAGGCCUACCCAUUAUCAUGUGCUACUGGAUGAGGUGGGCUUCUCUCCAGAUGACUUGCAAGAACUUGUCCAUUCUCUCUCCUAUGUGUAUCAGAGGAGCACCACUGCCAUUUCUGUUGUUGCCCCAAUAUGCUAUGCCCAUUUGGCAGCCACCCAGAUGAGUUCAUUUAUGAAGUUUGAAGAGUCAUCUGAGACUUCCUCAAGCCACGGUGGGAUGACGGCGCCUGGACCUGUUCCCGUCCCUCAGCUGCCUAGGCUGAAGGAUAAUGUUUGCAAUUUGAUGUUCUUUUGCUAGAGGCUUUACAGCCUGUUACCCCAAUGUGCAUGGACACGGUUUGUACAGCUUUAGUUUCGGGCACAAGCCACAUGACAUGAAAAAACCCUUUUGGGAAAACUCAGGUUCAGCAUUGGCCCUAGGAUGAGGCCUUUAUUUAGUUCAGAGGUGAUGCCCUGGUAGUGUGAUAUGCGUCACUUGUUUUGACUUAGCUCCUUUUUGGAGGUUAUAUACUCUUGACUUGUUAAGUUAACGUGGCUUGUUCUUUUGAUCGUCUCAUUUGCUUUUGCAGCAAUUUAUAGUUUCU
This is a messenger RNA of Rubroshorea leprosula, 3285 nucleotides long. NCBI's taxonomy places the organism in Eukaryota, Viridiplantae, Streptophyta, Magnoliopsida, Malvales, Dipterocarpaceae. The record is from the annotation of a GenBank genome assembly.